AAACGAACAUAUAUUUUUUGCAGUUAUCGCAAUAAUUUAGCGUAUUAUUGUAUAUUUAUACUACACUGUGUUGUAAGAAUGGGUGAAGUGGAAAUUGAUCAGCGUUUAAGGGAUUUACAGCGCGAAUAUUUGGAUUUCUUAGAUGAUGAGGAAAAUGAAGGUACUUACUCUCAACUUGUGAAGGACUUGGUGGCAGAUAAAAGCAAGAGACUGCUGGUCAACAUAAAUGAUUUACGUCGCAAGAAUCUUGUGAGAGCCACAAGCUUGCUGAACAAUGCUUUUGAAGAACAACUGGCGUUCCAGCGAGCACUGAAAGAGUAUGUAGGUAGUUUGGAUCCUACGUAUGCUAAAGACACUGAGGAGCUGUUUGUAGCUUUUGAAGGGAGUUUUGGCAACAAACAUGUAACACCCCGUACUCUGAUGUCCAAGUUUCUUGGAAAUCUUGUUUGUGUUGAAGGAAUCGUAACCAAAUGUUCCCUUGUUCGCCCUAAAGUAGUACGCAGUGUCCACUAUUGUCCUGCAACAAAGAAGGUGCUAGAGCGUCGGUACACUGACUUGACAUCGUUCAGUGCAUUUCCUUCCAGUUCUGUCUAUCCAACAAAGGAUGAAGAUGGCAAUAACCUUGAGACUGAAUACGGGUUGUCAGUGUACAAAGAUCAUCAGACAAUUUCUAUACAAGAAAUGCCUGAAAAGGCACCUGCAGGUCAGUUGCCGCGCUCAGUCGAUGUGAUAUGUGAUAAUGAUUUGGUGGACAAGUGUAAACCAGGGGACCGAGUGCAGAUUGUGGGUAACUACAGGUGUUUACCAGGCAAACAGGGUAGCUUUACUUCAGGAACAUUCAGAACAAUUUUAAUUGCCAACAACAUAUCGCAACUCAGCAAGGAGUCAACACUGCUGAUCACUCGAGAGGACAUCCAGAAGUGCAAAAAAUUAGCCCGUAACAAGAACGUCGACAUCUUUGAGUUGCUUAGUAAAUCUCUGGCUCCUUCGAUUCACGGACAUGAUUACAUAAAGAAGGCCAUCCUAUGCAUGUUGCUGGGUGGAGUGGAGAAAGUGCUACCUAACGGAACAAGGCUUCGAGGGGAUAUCAAUGUUCUUCUGAUAGGGGACCCAAGUGUUGCAAAGUCACAAUUGCUACGGUAUGUGCUAUGCACUGCUCCACGAGCCAUUCCCACUACUGGUCGUGGGUCCUCAGGUGUUGGUCUUACAGCUGCAGUGACCACUGAUCAAGAAACUGGUGAGAGGAGGCUUGAAGCUGGUGCCAUGGUUCUGGCUGACAGAGGUGUCGUUUGCAUUGAUGAAUUUGACAAAAUGUCGGACAUGGACAGAACUGCUAUUCAUGAAGUGAUGGAACAAGGAAGAGUUACAAUAGCUAAGGCUGGCAUCCACGCUCAUUUGAAUGCCAGAUGCUCUGUGCUAGCUGCUGCGAACCCGGUGUAUGGUAGAUAUGAUCAGUACAAAACUCCAAUGGAGAAUAUUGGUCUGCAAGAUUCCUUGCUAUCCCGUUUUGACUUGCUGUUUGUGAUGUUGGAUUUGGUUGAUGGGGAAUAUGAUCGCAUGAUUUCGGACCAUGUUGUACGGAUGCAUAGAUACAGAAAUCCCAGAGAACAAGAUGGUGAAACCCUUCCCAUGGGCUCAUCUGUAGAAAUGUUGAGCACUCAGAAUCCAGAUUUGGCUGAGGGAGACAAUCUGAAUACGCCUGUUUAUGAAAAAUAUGAUGCUCUUCUUCAUGGCGGCACACGAACUCGCAAGGACAAGAUUGUCAGUGUAAUGUUCAUGAAGAAGUAUAUCCACAUUGCAAAGUGUAUGAAACCAACUUUAACUGAAGAAGCAUCUGAAGCCAUUGCUGAAGAAUAUUCACGACUUCGUUCACAAGACACGAUGGACACUGACAUAGCCAGGACGCAACCUGUGACAGCUCGAACCUUGGAGACACUUAUUCGGCUGGCAACAGCACAUGCAAAAGCCAGAUUGUCCCGCACUGUUGAUAUUGAAGAUGCCCAAACUGCUAUUGAACUAGUGCAGUAUGCUAUUUUCAAAAGGGUGUUAGAAAAAGAGAGAAAGCGGCGUCGUGGUGAUGGAGAAACAAAUGAAAUGUCAGAAGAUGAGAGUGAAACUGAAGGACACCAGAGAAAGAAAUCUAGAAGAGAUAAGUCAAAAAGGACACCAGGUGAUGAUAGUUACGAUCCUUAUGACUGGGAUUCUGAAGAGGAAGCAGAAGAGGGGACUGAGAGGCGCAAGACACGAAGUUCUACAAAGUCUGUAUCAAAACCCACAUCUGCCACUGAAAUGGAGACUGACAGAUCUGGUCAUGAUGACGCAGUUGCAGGGCCAUCUGCAGAACCAGCGACACCAGCUGUCAUCGCUGAUGACAGGUUCAAAUCCUUCAAGGCCAGCUUAGUGAAGGUUUUUCGUGAAGAGCGGGCACAGUCUCUCACGCUGGAACGAGUCGUGGAAUUUGCAAAUUCAGAACAGAGUGGUGAGUCAUUCAGCCAGAUUGAAGUGUCAGCAGCAGUAAUGCAGAUGACAGAUGCAAACCAAAUUAUGGUUGCUGAUGGCAUGGUCUUCCUUAUAUAAAUUAUACAGCACAAGCCACCAGAUGAGGUCAGAUAUGUGGAUUCAUUUGUUUUCAAUAUAUUUAUUUUUUGCAUAUUCUAAUAUAGAAAUAUAAGAACCCCUUCCCCCAUAUUUGAUUAAAAAUUACAGAAAAUAUUCUGUAUCUUAUUAGGUAUUGCUAACCACAGGAAAAAUUGUGUAUCAAAGGCUAAAAGCCCCCAGAACAUUUCAGAAUAAUUCAGACAUUAAUAGGCUUUUAAAAUAAACACAUUAAAAAGUAGGAAAGUCAAGAGGUCCCACAGGAAAUCAAGAAUUAGAAGGUAAGUGGGAAAGGCCCACUGGGAUGAUUGCAAUUUUAAUAGGUGGGUGAAUUGAGGAACAUUGGGUCUUUUUAUUUGGAAAUGUGUCAGGACAGGUCAGAAAUUUAUACACCAGUCAGCCCAUGUAAUAUGGAUGGAAUUUCAUUCUCUCCAUGUCACUUAUCUGUCUGUGGUGUGCCAUAUCAAUAUGGAGAUUGCCAGAGCCAAAGAACUCAGUGGGAUCUAUAGUAUUUUGGUUUUGGCCCAUAGAUGUCAGGGAGUGUCAGAUAAUGGAUGGUGACAGUCUGCAUUUGAUUGGUAGGCAUCAUUCUGUUAUGUUAGUAGAGGAAAGAAGAAUAAUGUUCACAAAUGUCACCGCCUGUUAAUAGUUGUAAACAUAGCAUGUUGCACAAGAUGUCUUUAUCAAAAACAAUAAUGCUAUGUAUUUUUUGUACCUUUUAAAUGACUGAUAUUUGGUGAAAAUUAAAAGAGUUCAGUAAUAUAAAAUAAUAAAAAAAUAUAAUGAAUGUUAGACACAAGGGCUUGAUAAAUACAUUAUUGUUUUAUAUCAUCAAUUUUACAUUAAAGGAAAGCUAUUUUACAGUAACCUUGGAUGACCACAAAAGGUUAAUGUGUUUGAAAAAUAAAUGUUACCAGUGUUGGAACUGCAGAAACCAACUUCUUGGCAAUGUGGCUAUCUUUCACUUACAUAUAAUGGAUCCUGUUUGAUUGUUAAUCAUGAAAAAUCCACACCUGCCCCUUAUCAUCCUUCCCUCCUAUUUGCUGCAGUGUCUGCCUGAAGGAGUUCAUAAUCACUAAAGCUAGUUAUAGAACCAAAAUGUUAAUCUCUGCAUCGACAUAACCCCACCAGUGAACUCUGUCAGUGCCAACACAAUCCAGUUCAUCAUCACUACUUCUGUGGAAUUAAUUUUAAUAUUAACAUAGCAAGUAGUCUAAUGUAGCUGCAACAUUUUUGACUUCUCUUUGGGAUGUCUGAAUUUUUGUUUAUCCCUCCUUGAAGUUUUCUUCACAACUUUCUGCACAUUCCAGACAAAUGCCAGUAUAAUAAUCUCAACUACACCAUGACUGCCUCCUCCCAGCUCCUCACACACUCCCUGUUUGUGAUAUCAAUCUCAUAACCUACACAGGUGAAACUGCUGUUAAAUAGUGUUAGAAUUGGUUGCCUAGUUUAUUUUAUUCUCACUACACCCAAGGUGACUGUUUCACUUGAGGGUUUCCAAUAAAGAUAUAUAUUAAAUUAUACUUCCAGUCAGGA
Zootermopsis nevadensis is the source of this 4131-nucleotide messenger RNA. RefSeq names its product minichromosome maintenance 3 (gene Mcm3). Gene Ontology annotation, biological process: double-strand break repair via break-induced replication; mitotic DNA replication initiation; DNA replication. NCBI's taxonomy places the organism in Eukaryota, Metazoa, Arthropoda, Insecta, Blattodea, Termopsidae. Gene Ontology annotation, molecular function: ATP hydrolysis activity; single-stranded DNA binding; single-stranded DNA helicase activity. The record is from RefSeq and is a predicted model, not a curated record. Gene Ontology annotation, cellular component: MCM complex; nucleus.